Molecule: messenger RNA, 3039 nt
Organism: Cydia fagiglandana
Lineage: Eukaryota; Metazoa; Arthropoda; Insecta; Lepidoptera; Tortricidae
Product: cysteine-rich PDZ-binding protein
Exons: 2
Coding region: 205-507 (100 amino acids)
Biological process (GO): cytoplasmic microtubule organization
Cellular component (GO): dendrite
Molecular function (GO): microtubule binding; PDZ domain binding
Source: RefSeq, a predicted model, not a curated record
GUCACAAUAAUAAUAUUAAUCUUUUGCAUUUUAUUUGCUUGUGGUAUUUAAUUCUCGUAUGAUUACUAUUAACAAUUUCGAUGUAAAUAAAACAAGUAUAAUAAUUACAUUUCUGACAACCAUACGCAAAUCAUAAUUGAAACAACAGGACUUUGAGGUUAUGUUUGCAAGUUUGUGAUCAAAACAUUCUACGAUCAAUCUACGAUGGUUUGUGAGAAAUGCGAGAAGAAAUUGGGACGUGUGAUCACCCCUGACCCGUGGAAGACCGGGGCAAGGAACACCACAGAGUCUGGUGGCAGGAAAGUGGGCGAAAACAAGGCAUUAACGGCGAAGAAAGGACGAUAUAACCCGUACACUUCGAAGUUCCAGGAAUGCAAAAUCUGCCGCACAAAGGUGCACCAAGUUGGCUCACACUACUGCCAGGCGUGUGCGUACAAGAAGGGCAUCUGUGCUAUGUGCGGGAAGAAAAUUCUGGACACUAAAAACUAUAGGCAGAGCUCUACGUAGUGUAAUAUAUGGUGUAGUUUUAAGUUAAAUAAUUACUAUAUUGUUAGGUGUUAAAGAUAAAUCAGUUAUAAGGGCUUUUUCACUUAACUGUGUACAGUCAACUGUAAAAAUAUGGGUGUACAAAUCAUCUCAAAAAUAUGUCCCAUAACUCUUAUGUCAGUGAAUAAAGAACUAUGGGACAUAUUUUUGAGUAAGUUGUCUACACCCAUAUUUUUACAGUUGACUGUACCAUUAACGGCCGGCUAUUGUCACAAAACUGAUGGUCAUGUGGACCCCAUACAUUUUGUCAGGAAUGUGACCGUUAGGGUAAGAUUCCAUUUCUGACCGCAGCUGCAUUACUAGUACGAAUGUUCGGUGUUAUUGUCAAUUUCCUUAGUAAAAUGAAUGGUAGUGCUGUCGUUGGAAAUGGACUGUCACCUUUAGACGUUACUGAAACACGACUUAAGUCGCGCUUAAAGCUAUGCCCACAUCUAAACCAAUUUUAUAGGCACAAUGCACACAAACACAAUAACAGUAUAUACUUAUGUUUUGUUUGUGUGUGUUACGUUUAUAAGAUUGCUUUAGAAGUGGGCUUCAAGGGAUGAACAUUUUUAGGGUUCCGUACCCAAAGGGUAAAACGGGACCCUAUUACUAAGACUUCGCUGUCCGUCCGUCCGUCCGUCCGUCUGUCUGUCACCAGGCUGUAUCUCACGAACCGUGAUAGCUAGACAGUUGAAAUUUUCACAGAUGAUGUAUUUCUGUUGCCGCUAUAACAACAAAUACUAAAAAUAGAAUAAAAUAAAGAUUUAAAUGGGGCUCCCAUACAACAAACGUGAUUUUUGACCAAAGUUAAGCAACGUCGGGAGUGGUCAGUACUUGGAUGGGUGACAGUUUUUUUUUUGCUUUUUUUUUGUUUUUUUUUGCAUUAUGGUACGGAAUCCUUAGUGCGCGAGUCCGACUCGCACUUGCCCGGUUUUUUUAAAUGAUUUAUAUAUUCGGUCAACCAAGUUUGUCAUUAGCAAAAACUCGAAAUUCUAAUUUUCUAUAGGAGAAUAACCCUUCGCGCCUACAUUUUUUAAUUUUGCCGCUCUUUUCGACUGACGGAAAUCGCUUGACAGACUUUAUCUACAAUAUUGUAGAUGUCGGCGGCCGAUCGUAAGAUCAGGCAGAUCGUAAUGUUCCUGUGUAUUGUUUUGAGGAUAGUCACAUUAAACUAAUAUAUAGGUAUGAUAGGUUCGUUAGGUUGCUUCAGAUGCCCAAAGGGCAAACUGCCCAGAAAUAGUCGACGUCGACUCAGCGUACGAGUCAAAGAUUUUCACGAUUCACGAUAUGCCUAGGAAUUUCACGAUAUGCCUGAUCUUACGAUCGGCCGCCGACAUAAAGGAAUAAGACAAACAGCUAACCAGUCUGAAGGUUUGUUAUUUAUAAGUAUUGUAUAAAAGCAUGCAUAAGUAAGAGUGGUAUUCCACCUAUCCAAUUUCUUCGUCCAAUGUGUAUUGCGUCUCACAUUUUGCUUAAUGAGAGAGUAAGACGCAAUGACAUUGGAAAAAGAAAUUAGACGUGUGGAAUAUCACCGUAAGGUAAGAACUGUAUAUUGACAUUAUGACAUUAGCGAAAAGAAUAGAUAGUAUAGAGCGGUCCUGUUAUUGGAAAUUUUGUAGUCACAGUACAUUUACCGCCAUCUAUCGACACACGACUAUAACUCAAAAUAAACACGUAUAAAAUUAUCAAAAAAUAGUGUAUAUAUGGAUUAUUUUUAUAUAAUUUGACCCAUGUUCGUUCCCUGAUAAUCCUGAUAUCUAUGUGUUAAAAUUGUUAAAUAUGAAACGGUGUCGUCACGCCAUCUAGCCGAGAAUAGGCUAAAGGUGUGUGCGCCAUCUAUCCGAGAAUGACUUUUUCUUGUUUUCCGUGGCACGUUUUUUGCUUAGACCUUAUUCAUCUUAUACGAAGUUACAUGUCUUUGACAUUAUUAAUAUGACCUGUAAUAUGCCCCACCACAUUUUAUAACCGCAACACACUUGGUUGUAUAACAUUUAUGCAAAUAUGCAACUCCUGUAUAAAAAAGUUUGCCAAUAUGGUAAAAUGUGGCUUUCCAUCAGAGAAGUGUCCUGUUCUUAUGCUCCAAGCACACCUACGAUUUGCUAACGCCCUGUGGAAAGCCACAAUAAUGAAAUUUGAAACUGGCUUUAGUAAAUUAUAAUUUCUAUACUAUGAACUACAUAAUGUAAAUUGUACAUUAAUAAUUUAAUAUACAGGAAAUAUUGACAAUGUUUAUUUAUUUUAUAAGUAAUUUAAAAGUGAAAUAUCCAUGAAAUACAUAUCAAAGUACCACCAACUGUUGUCAAGAUUUCACGCUAGAUGUCGCUGUACCGUCCGCAAACUGGGUAACGACUGUCUAUCGCCGAAAUAAUAAAUGCUUUGGUCGAUUUUGUUGCUUCGGUUUCCUCACGAUAGUUUUUCGUGAUUUAUUUUUUCAUGAGUCCCCACCGUGAAACGUGGUAGACUCGUCUAAAUCCAUACUAAUAUUAGAGAUGCGAAAGUGUGUUUGUCUGU